Messenger RNA from Menidia menidia (Atlantic silverside), 1486 nucleotides. The record is from the annotation of a GenBank genome assembly. Lineage: Eukaryota; Metazoa; Chordata; Actinopteri; Atheriniformes; Atherinopsidae.
CGACUUCCGACGUGCGUUUUUGGCUCUCGGUGGAUGGAAAUUCCGGUUUAUCCAGUUGCCUUGUCCUGUUUUAAACCGCUGAAAGUUUUAAUCCAUCUCAGUGUCGGCAUCGGUGGCAGCGACAGCAGGAUGGCGUCCAACACCACUACAAUGGGGAACCUUCCCAGUGGAGUCGGGAUAUGUACCACUAUUCCCGACAUCCUGUACCUGCCAGAACUGAUCUUUGGUGGUCUGGUAUGGAUCCUGGUUGCAUGCACGCUGGUGGUGCCACAAAAUCCUCAAGGCUGGGUCAUGUUUGUCUCCGUCUUUUGUUUUGUCAUGACGUUCAUAUGGAUUGUAGUGUUUGCCUGUGGGGGGCAUCACAACAAGGGCACCUGGGCUGCUGCAGACUUUGCUUAUCAUGGAAUUGCUGCCUUCUUCUACCUCAGUGCUUCAGUAGCUUUGGCUAGAGUGACACUUGAGAUGAAAGAUGGUAACUUCAGAAACUACCAGCUGGACAUCUCUGCAGUGGUUUUUUCUUACGUGACCACACUCCUCUACUUUGUCCACACAAUACUAUCUGCAAUUCGAUGGAAAUCUUUCUAGGAAUUUUUGUCUCUGCAAUUCCAGUUUAAACAUGGCCUGUGACAUGUUGACAUAAAGGGACAGCUGACAAACAUCUGGCUUAUCAGACCAUUUUAGCACCCAUCUGUCAGACAUUUUUUUAACAGAUAGGGUGACUCAGAUUCAACCCUGAAGCUUUUGUUGGAGAACUGAAAAUCUCAGACAAAUGUAUCCAUUGAUGACUGCCUAAAUCUUUUACAUUAUAUACAGUAAAUUACACUUCACUUCAUAAGAACUGCAGUAGAUGUGACAAAAAAAACAACUGAAUGUAUAUGAAGCAGACAGAAGUUCACUCUCUUCCGGUUUGUUAAAGAAAAACACAAAGGUUAAAAAUGUAUGUCGAGAGUUGCAUUUGGGGCUAGAAAUCUUCCAAUAAAAAUCACUGACAGAGAAGAUUACAGCUUUAGCAAAUCAUAGAAGCAGUAUCCAGAUUUCUGUAAUUGACAAAUAGGCUUGCUAUUGAGAAAAUGUUACCUCAAAAAUCCAACACUUUAGUAAAUGUAUUUCCAGAGCUUAUUAAUUAUUGACUUUAUUUUUUUUGUACUUCAUAGUGUACGGUAAAGAGCCCAUAAACUCCACCAACAGACUAUUUUUUUAGGCUUAGGUUUUUAUUUAGGUUUUUACUUUGACGAUGCACUUUCGCUUGGUAUUGUUUUAAUAAUGGCUGAUUAAAGGAAGUGUCUGGUUAAUUUUUAUUUCUUAUUUCAUAAACUAUUAUUGUGCUGAAAUUAAGCAAAAAUAAACCAAUCAAAUAAUUAUUAAUCAGAGUCAACAUCAGGAUUUAUGUUUUUUUUGUGAUGUAGGCCUUUAUAGCUAUCAGCUUAAUUUUUGUAAUUUUUUAAAACUGCUAAUUUAAUUGAAAAUUAAUAAAGUCUUUGUUUUG